This is a messenger RNA of Manduca sexta (tobacco hornworm), 10310 nucleotides long. RefSeq names its product WD repeat-containing protein 81 (gene Wdr81). The coding region runs from base 108 to 6305 and encodes 2065 amino acids. Lineage: Eukaryota; Metazoa; Arthropoda; Insecta; Lepidoptera; Sphingidae. Gene Ontology annotation, biological process: aggrephagy. The transcript is spliced from 19 exons. The record is from RefSeq and is a predicted model, not a curated record. Gene Ontology annotation, cellular component: mitochondrion. Gene Ontology annotation, molecular function: phosphatidylinositol 3-kinase regulator activity; protein binding.
UUCAUAGUUGAAUUUGAUAGAAGGCAGAAUGAGGCAGAAGCAUAAACGUCAAAUGUAGCAAAUUACCUUCGCAACAAAACAAAACAGAACACCCAGCGGGGCUUGAAAUGGAAUUUAUAGCAAAAGAAUUAGGUAUCCAUAGUAAAUGCAUAUUCCCGACUGCUUCGCCUGGAUUAUUUUCAGUGGUAGUGCAUACUAGUUGGCUGAAAAAAUGGAUAAAGAACGUGGAAGUUGAUGACUUUGUGAACAAUGUGGAUUUUACACUACAACCUGGUGAAAGUGUUCCUUAUCCGUGGAGAAAAAUAUUUAUAAGGAUACUAAAUAAAAAAGUGUCCAAGGUCCUGCCAUUGCCGCGAUACAAACUUAAUGAAAAUAAUGUGGAAACGCCACUCACGUUCUCACAACUUAUGCAGCAUGUCUCACAGAGUAACCAAAGGACAUUAUGGAAAGAAUCUUAUAAAAAAUAUUGCCAUAACAGUGAGAGUAGCAAAGAAAGCACCAUAGUCAAUCUACUGGAACAUGACCAGCUGUUGUCGGAUGUAUUGCUAAGGUUUUACGGUUGUAAUAUAAUUCGAAUCAAAACAGAUGGUGCCGGCAAGCAUUUAGAGUACAAAGAAAUGAUUUCAAACAAAAGUGUGCUGAAGUCUUAUGAAACACAUGUAAAUUUGUUAGCUGCUAUGUUCACUUUAGAGACAGACAAUAACUUCUAUGUGAUUUAUAGAGGAAGUUAUGACAAUACACUUUUGGACUGUUUGAAUUUCAGUCCAAACUUGUUAGAUAUGAAUUAUUGCCGUGGACUUUUUAUAAUAUAUCAGUUGUUGAAUUUAUCAAAGGCAAUGAGUGACAGAGGACUGAGCUUAGGGAUGCUAACAUUACAAGACAUUUAUAUGACUGAGAAUUUAUGGCUGCAAGUAUCGCCAGUGAUAACAAAUAAUGUUCACUGUUUAGAUGCCUCAUUGAUUUAUGAGCAAAGCCAGGGCAAACCUGUUGUGCCUAAUGUACAAAACUCUCAUAAAAGAGCUGAAGAGAGUUGUUGGCGCAAGGAAGCUGUUCAACUGGAAAAGUUAUGUAUGUUGUGGGUGAGAGGCCGGAUCUCAAACUUGGACUAUUUAUUGCACUUAAAUGUGCUGGCUGGCCGUAGUACCACUGAUCCUCAAGCACAUUUCAUGGUGCCAUGGGUGACAGAUUUUAGUUCUAGGUGUGGCAGAAACUGGCGUGACUUGACUAAAUCGAAAUACCGUUUGAACAAAGGCGACCGCCAGUUGGACAUGACGUAUGACGUGACGAGCGGCGCGGAUCAAAUACCACAUCACGUGUCCGAUGCGCUCUCCGAUAUCACCUGCUAUGUCUACUUGGCGCGACGGACGCCAAAAGAAGUUCUUUGCAAAUACGUACGCAAUAAAUGGGUACCCGCCGAGUAUCCAGCGUCCAUCCAACGCAUGCAAGAGUGGACCCCUGACGAAUGCAUACCUGAGUUCUACACUGACCCGACAGUCUUUAAAAGCAUACACGAAGACUUGCCGGAUUUGGGUGUCCCGUCGUGGGCGACGUGCGUAGAAGAUUUCAUCACUAAACACAGAGAGGCGCUGGAGAGUACACACGUGUCGGAGAAUUUGCAUCACUGGAUCGAUAUCACAUUUGGAUACAAGCUAUCAGGCCCGGCGUCCAUAAAGGCGAAGAACGUGUGCCUGUCACUAGUGGACGGGCACACGCGCGUGCGCGGCGGCGGCACGGUGCAGCUGCUGUGGGCGCCGCACCCGCCGCGCGCCGCGCGCGCCCCGCCGCCCGCGCCGCCGCGCCUGCACUGGACCGCACCUAGAGACGCCAAAAAAUCAAUAAGGAAUGACAGUUCAGAUGACAUGUCGGACGAUGAGGAGGAAUCGACCAGUCUGCCUCAACACGUGUCUCGAUUACAUGUACCACCAUUACGGACGCGGUCGCGGCACAAAAGCAGUAAUAGAGCCCGCUCUCUCUCUAAAGGACAAGCACUUGAAGACCAACCAGUCAUAGAAACCAGGGCGUCUUCACACUCAAGGCACUACAGGGUACAACGUUCUGAGCUCGGAAAGGGAGUUAUAUACUUACCAAAAGAAUUCAAUCCGGUUGCAUCAAUACAAGCGAUGGAAGCGCUUGAUAAUUUUAGAACCAAAUGCUUUUUCAGCAAAGCAGAGGAAAAAGAGAAACAUAAAGAAAACAUCACAACGCUCAAUCUAUUUCCAGUGCAACAAGAACCAAACGGUGACAAUCAUGUACCGAAAGCAAACUCCGAUGAUAACGCGUUUACUAAUCAUAUGUUUCUGGCGUCAUAUGAUCAGAAUUAUUUGAAGAAAUUCACUCAAGACGCGCAUUUGGAGGGCGUGAUGAAAGAGAGAAAGCAUAGAUCGUUCAACACAAAGUAUAUUACUGAUGCAGCUGUUUACAAACAGUUUGUGACGGAGAGCCGGCGACAAGACAUGCUGGUCAUAGGUUGUUUGAUAGUGGAAAUAUUCUUGCAUACCUAUAUGCGUCCGUUGAGGACUUCAAGCGAUAACUUCCUCGAGCGAUAUAACUGUUGCCGAACAGUAUUAAAGUACAACUUUAACCAUUUGCCUAAAUGCGUGAGCUACAUUACUUCGCUGCUUUUGAAUGUUCAGCCAUCAAGUUUGAGUUGCAAGCAAGAGUUAACGCCGAAAAGAGAAGAGCCUUUGAAGAAAAUUAUAGUGACUGAUAAAGGUUUGCCGACACCGACGCCGUCGCAACUUUUGCAACCUCUGUUGAUGCAGCAUUUGAUACCGUUCCCACAGACAUUUAUGACUUUAUACAAAUUGUUAAGCACACUUCACGAAUAUGAACUAACUAGCAAUGAAUUGAACGUACUUUAUAUGUACGAGUGCGAUGGAGUUCAGUGCGAAAAGUAUCAAAAUGUCGACAAAACAAAGCUCUACUUUACCCAAAGAAUAGCUGAAGGCAAAAUUCACGCAUGCGCCAUGCACUUAGAAGUCCUUUUGAAUCAAAUUACGUGUUACAACCAGUUCGACGUACUUGAUAUUUUUCUGGCACAUUAUAUAGAACUUUUGCAAAAUAAAGAUACAUCGAUACUGGCCGUUUGGUAUCUCUUCGAUACAGUUAGUAAAGCUUUAGGCCCUGUUCAGACAAAGAAGAAAUUGCUCAAACACGUAUUGAACCUCUACGAAGAUGAUGACUACGUUGUGGAGAGACUAGAAAGACAUAAAUUAACAGACGUCGACAACAUCAGUGCUGCAGGCGUGGUUUCAAGUAAACAGAAGUUUGUGAAGUUGUACCACAAUAUAUUUUUGCUACAACUAAUGGUGCGACUAGGUCUGCAGUGUUUUCUAGAUAAUUUCACGCAACAUUUAGUGGAAGCUGUGGGUGGGUAUAAAGAUAUCAGCAUCGAGAACGGUUCUCCAGGGCAUUUGUGUCAUAACCGUACCACGUCUAACAAGAAACCGAGAUACUCCGACGACAACGUUAAAAAUGCUUUAUCAACGAACACCGAUAUUUUCUCGCCAGACACUUCGUACGGUUCUGAAAAUGUGUUGACACCAAACAUAGAGAAGACUGUGGAAGUGAAUGACGUUAAAGAGAAGGAAAUCGAUAACCGCAGUGAAAAUGAGUUGUUCCAUUUCGAAAGCGAUAAAGACAGACCUUGCAGGAGUAGUAGGAGCAAAUCCCCAGCGGAAUCUGUCGACUCAGGAACGUCAAAUGUACACGAAACUAGAACACCAUCACCCGUCCGAGAUAACUUCUCUCCAGUAAACUCGAAACAUUUUGCCAACAACUCGAAAGACGUUCAUGUUAAAGAGAAUGACACGUCCCCAACGAAGCCUACUUCACCCACAAUAGACAUACCGACAAAAUCGAUGUUCACAAGUUACUUGCAUUUUGCUGAAAAUGAUGACAGCGUAUCCGAAAUGGAGAUGCGUAAAGAAUCUCAUGCCCGUACGGUCAAAAGUUUGGAGUUCAAUAAAAAUGACACGAACACCAAGAGGUAUAAUUAUUGCGAGCAAAACAUACAUAAUGAAGAUUUAGGGUCAUACAAAAUAUCGGAUAUGAGUUCUCAGAGCCUCAUUUGGCUUGCUCAUAGAUUAGGACCCGUGCUCACUUGUAGAUAUAUUACUAGAAAUUUGCUCAAAAUGCUCACUUUAUGCUAUAUCGGUAAGGAUAAUUUGGCUCCUUGGGACGGCGACGACAAGGACGAGUUCGAUGAGAUAUCCAUUGUUAACAGUAGAGUUGUGGGCGAUAAGAACGCUAUGAAAGUUAUUGAGUGCCUCACUUCUAUUGUUGCGAUGUACGGCGAGCAGCUGAUAAUAUUCCAAUACCUACCUCACAUGGGCGAGCUGAUCGCGUCGUGCCGGCGAAGGUUGUCGGCGCCGCUAGAGGGCGGAGUCGUCGCCUGUCUACAGCUCGUCAAAUACCUCGUGCCUUUCAUGUCCGAUGUCAAGAUCAUGGAGCAGUUGCAGGACACGUUCCUGAAGAUCGUGGUAUCGCCGACGCUGCGGCUGGCGGCGACGAGCCGGUGCGCGUACCCGAGCGGCGCGGCGGCGCGGCGGGCCGUGGCGCGCAAGCUGGUGGCGGCACUGCAUGCGCUGGCGCUGCGCGUGGGGCCCGAGAUGACGCGCCGCCAUCUCGCCGUGCCCGCGCUGCAGAGAUUUUUCUUAGCAUUUGACAAGGCAAAUGGGAAGACAGAAAACUGGCCGAAACAGGACGAUGGUGUUCCUGAAAAGCCGUUAGAACAAGAGCCAUCUGAAGUGAAGAUGGAGGGUUUCCUAGAGAUCUGUCGCGACGGCACGACGGCGGAGUGGACGGUGCAGGACGGACGCGUGGUCCGCGCCGACCUGCCCGACCUCGCCUGCACGCCGCCUGAUGUCUCCGAACAACCGCCGGACUCUACCAGGCUCACAGCUCAAGAAGAACUGCUGAUGGUUUUCGACGAGGAACUCGCUUAUCAUACGUACACGAACUUUACAAGAUUUAUCGGGACAGAGAUGAUGGAACGAUGUCUCAAAAACGGCGACACGAUACGAUCUCUGUGUCGGAAAUAUGAACAGAAUCAUUCCGUUAGCUCUCCGCUCAGAAUAAAUAGAAACGACAAGCGUUUUCAAUCGUCAUAUAGUGAUGAGCCGAUCAGUCGGAAAGACGUAACGCCUACGAAACAUGACGUCAUUAUGGACCACAUCUCUAGUUCGAAUAGUUUUGGUUCUAACGUUACUCUAGUUGGGAACAGGAUAGAUGUCGCUAGCGAUGUUUGUGAGGACACGCUGCGGCAUGGAGAAGGGUUUGAUGUUGUCGCGUAUAAAAUGGAUAAUGGGAUAAAGAGCGACAGGCAUUUACGCGGCGACUGGCUCAUAUACUGGGAGCACGAGAUAGGCCGACCCGAUAAGGAGACUCGGUUCAACCUCAAACAAAUCAAGCUACAAACGUUCGUCGGUCACACGCACUCGGUCAAGUCGAUAUACUGUCUCGAUAACGAGAACAGCUUCAUGAGCGGCUCCAAAGAUAAGACAGUCAAGCUGUGGUCUUUGAGGAAUCAGGGUGAUGGUAACGCGACUACGCAAUGCAAUUGGACGUACACAGGCCAUAAGAAAGGAGUGCUGUCUCUUGCUUUCUUGGAGUCGUUGCGUCUCGCCGUCUCAACCGACUCUGUGGUUCACAUAUGGGAUCCGUUCAUGGAAAGCGUUGUUUCGCAGUUGGACAACAUAAAAACUCCCGUGAGCAUAGUGCGUACGUUGCCGGGCGGGUCGGCCGCACUCAUCGCGGCUACCACCGACGCCACGCUGCGCAUCAUCGACGCACGCGCAACUAACUUCACGCACGAGUUGAAGUUGCCGCUGAGCGCGACGACGUUCAUCCGCUGCCUGUGCGUGUGCGGCUGGUGGGCGGCGUGCGGGCUCGCCAGCGGACACGUCGCCGUGCUCGACACGCGCACCGGACUCAUACUCGCGCACUGGAAGGCGCACGACGGAGAGGUAUUACGCUUGGCGGCAGUAGAUGAGCACAGAUUACUAAGUUCUGGUUUGGACCAAGUCACAGCUUUAUGGAGACCUGACGACGGUGAAUUAAUAGCACAUCUCAAAGGCAGCACGGAGCCCGUCCAUUGCCUCUCCGUGUACUACAACGAGCUUAUAUCCGGUACAACAAACAAUCGGAUCGGCGUCCACACGUCGCUCGACCAAGACGCGUCCUUCUCUAGCACCAAGCUACGUUCCGACACGUUUAAGGGCGUGUUGACGUGCAUGUCAGUGUUGCCACUUAACAGGCUGCUGCUAUUGGGCAGCGACAACGGAACUAUUAGUCUGCUUUGUUGAUUUAUUGCCAGGUGUAAAUACUCCUUGGAAACUAUAAUUUAUUCAACUCAUAUCUAGCAAGACCAAUCGGAUGGGUGUCCAGACGUACGACCGAGCUGCGUCAAUUCCGAACAUCAAGUUACGUUUAGAUAUGUUCAAAACCGCGAUGAAUUGCAUGUUAGUUUUGUCACUAAACAGGUUGCUGUUAUUGGGCUUCAAUAACGGAACUACUAGUCUGCUUUGUUGAAUAUUGCCAGAUGGAAAUAUUCAGUUUUGUGUUGCUCAGAAAAACUUAUAAUUUAUUUAGGAAACGAAUGAAACGAAAUGUAUUAAACAUGUAAUAAAUCAUUUAUACUUCUCCAUCUUAUGUGGUGUAACAUACAAAUUUGAACAAAUGAUUUAUUUGAACAGAAUGUAUACCUUAUUAUUUUUCGAUGAGUGGAUACAGAACCCUUGUAAAAAAAAGUACAGGUUGUAAAAUAGAAAAGUACAGGUAUCAAUAUUUUUGGCCGCUUUUGACGUUAUCUGAUCCGCCCAUAAAUAACUGCUGUGUGGAGCAUACACCCGUAGAGAUAAGGUAAGAUAGGUUUAUUGCUCAUUUUGUAUUACUAAUGCUGUAAUAUCGGAGUAAAAGCUUAUGUUCUGUCUACAUGUCUAAAAUCGAUCAAGGGCAGUGACGUCAUACAUAAUCUAGCACAAUCACUUGCUAAUCUAGCGACGCAAUUUCAAGCCAAUUAUAGUGUCAGCAUUUAUUAUCAACAUUGUCGCCUUUUCACAGCAUUCAGGGCACCUUAUUAAUUCGAUUUUUAAAUUAUAAAUAAUUUAUAUUUUUUUAUGGUCACUGGCAGUUUACAAUAUAUUAUACGAAUUGUAUUGCGGUUAAUAUCUGAUCUAAAAAUAAUAUAUAAGGUGCAAUGAUUCGCAAUGUUGUGUAAUUAAGCAAAUCACAAUUUAUUUUCAUCACUAUUGAAAGGAAUUAAGUUUGGUUUUGCCUUAUAGUAUGUAUAUGCAGUUUCGAAAAUAUAUUGUAACCAAUGUACUUGCUUAGACGCGUACUGCCAAGUAUAACGUAAAGGGAGAGGAAAUGUCAUGUUAUCCAAACCUUGUUAUUUUCUUUAAGGCAAGUACUUCUAUUACAGCCUACAGGAUGAGACAACUUUACUGAAUUACCAUGCAAGUUUUAUACAAAUAUUUUUUAAUAUAAGUAAUCAACUGUACUAAAGUAAUGUAAGAUUAUUUCUUUUUUGCAAUUAAGGAACUUUUAAGCAAGAGCGUGACUAAACAAUGAAUAGUGCAAACACUGAUUAAUAGUAUUGGUAAAAGUAAAAGCAAAAGUUUGAAAAUAAUAAAAACUACUCGAUUAUUAUAGUGGAAUUUCUUUUCGAUUUGUUAAUUUCGAAUAAGUUAUAUAGUAAAAUUAUUUAAACAGAUCUCAUUUGUGGUGUAAUAUGUAUGUUCUAAUUAGUGUAGUAUAACUUGUUUGAAUAUUAGUUUUAUCGAAUUAUUUUAGCGAAGAGAACAAUUGAAAUAACUAAACUCCUUGCACACAAGAUAAAGGUCUUUUUACUGCAUAUUGAAAGAAUGGAGAUACAAAUAUGACCUACUACACAUUUUUAGGUCACGUGAAGGAAAACUAUAUAGUUUUGAUUUCAAUAUAGCUUUUACUGUUGGGCUAGUCUGCUGGAAAAACUAACUAUGAGCGAAUAUAUUUCGAUUUCAUUCCCAACGGAAUUCGUUUGAUCACAAUGUAUGUUCUAUACUUAUUUAUUAAGAAAAUACGUGAUUAUUAUUUACUAUUAUAUGUAAUGCCUCUGCUAUAUUAAAGUGAUUCCAGCGAGAAAUGUAUAUCACAUUAUUUUAAGAUUAACAAAUAAAUUUUGCACUCAGACUAAAAUAGAAGUCGAUAACAUGAUCGCCCUUAAGUGCAUAGUAUUUAUAUUGUAUAUAAAAAUAGGCGUAAUAUAAGAAAAUAUAGCGAGUAUGCUAUUAUAGAGCACGUCGUAUGCUAGUAUUACUAUAAACUAUUCCGUUACAUUCCCUCGUACAUAAGUUUUAUAUACCAACGCGCAUAUAAACUCGUAUCUUACUAUAUACGUGUCAUUACAUGUGCAUACGAACUGAUAGGCACUUAUAAGUUAUAUGCACGAACCGGGAACAAAACAUCGAUUAUUCUGAUUAUUCUGCUUGGGUCUAGGAGACUACACGCGCGUAAAAAAAAACCUUUAAAUAAAGGUUUUUUUUUUCAUUAAAAAAUACGUGUCAUUACAUGUGCAUACGAACUGAUAGGCACUUAUAAGUUAUAUGCACGAACCGGGAACAAAACAUCGAUUAUUCUGAUUAUUCUGCUUGGGUCUAGGAGACUACACGCGCGUAAAAAAACCUUUAAAUAAAGGUUUUUUUUUUCAUUAAAAAAUACGUGUCAUUACAUGUGCAUACGAACUGAUAGGCACUUAUAAGUUAUAUGCACGAACCGGGAACAAAACAUCGAUUAUUCUGAUUAUUCUGCUUGGGUCUAGGAGACUACACGCGCGUAAAAAAAAACCUUUAAAUAAAGGUUUUUUUUUUCAUUAAAAAAUACGUGUCAUUACAGUUGCCAUACGAACUGAUAGGCACUUAUAAGUUAUAUGCACGAACCGGGAACAAAACAUCGAUUAUUCGUAAAAACGCAAACGCGUAUAUAUCAAAAUACGAGUUUACACGCGCAACAUACAUCCAAUUAUAAUCGCCGUGAAGAGAGUAUUUUAAUAUGCAUUUUCAUAAUAACUAGUUAUAAGCCACAAGUAUAUAGACCGCGUGAGUAAUCACAAUGAAUAAGUAGUUUGUAUAAAAAUAUUAUAUUUCUGUAUAUUUGUACCGAACAGAGAACCAUAGUUUGUCCGUUUGUGACUUAAUUGUAAAGUGUAAAGUACAAAAUACAAUCGUGUUACCAAAGAUGUCUUAUCAUUGUAUCAUUCAAGAUUACGUUGUACUAUAGUGAGGAUCUCGAGGUACAGUUUUUCCCAAUUUGGAAGUUAUUGAUAUUGUUUUUUUUUAAAUUAGGUAUUUCAGACUUUCUACCCAAAUUUUAGAUACUCUGAUUGAUUCAAUGAAGUCAUGAAUUUGAUGAUGAAUUUUAUAUAUUUUGUUUUUGUAAUGAGUUCUGCUGUCUUAGGCACAUACAUAUAAAACGGAAUUAAAAUAAUAUAAUCAUAUUUUUAAAUGACAUGAAAUCUUUUGCUGGUGCAUAAAAUGGUUAAUUUCAUAUCAAGUUGUUUUAAGUGUUUUUUUUUAAAUGAAUUAUUAUUUAAAUAUUAGAUUCUGCAAAAAUAUAAAUCAUUUUUACUAAAAUAUUCGUAUGCACUAAACAAACCAUUGCAUCACAUUGUCUACACUGAUUAUAAUUAUAUUUAUACGAAUCAUAAUUUUAUUAGUAAAAAGUUUUUAUUAAAAUGAAAGUUCAACUCAAAUGUAAGGAAAAGUGAAAUGAUGCCUACCAUGCAAUUAUUAAAAAAGAUGAAAUCGGGUUUUUAUGGUUACCGUUGAAAAAGUCUUAUUUAAAAACAUAACCCUUAAGGUAGCUAAUAAAUUUGACGCGGAAAGAACAGGGAACGAAAAUAAUUUCAAUACAAAUUGCCUAAUCAAAGCCGCAAAAUGGUGAAACAAGUCACGUAGCUUUCCAAUAAUGAAGAAUAUGUUUGCAAACUGUUUAAAAAAAUUAUCAUAUUUUUUUAUCAAAGUUAAAAUGCCGCGACAAAUAGCCUAAACGUGAAGGUAUUAAAUCUAAGUUGUUUUACACAAUCAUUUUUGAUCUCAGUUAUGAAGUAUUUCUGUGAACUAGUAAAAACUAGUUCGAAUUAACUGUCCUUAUAAUGCACAAUUCUUAAUAUUUGUACAACGAUAAAAUAUAGUUUUAUAUUCUGCAGUAGUCAAGUGCAUGAGAAAAUUCUGUGCCAAGAAAUCCAUUAAUUGUAAGUAAUUAAACACAGAAAUCACACCAAUUUGUAGCGUUUACUGAAUAGAUUUUUUUAAUAAAAGUAUUUAAGUAUG